Messenger RNA from Gigantopelta aegis, 5755 nucleotides. RefSeq lists its product as uncharacterized. The record is from RefSeq and is a predicted model, not a curated record. Gene Ontology annotation, molecular function: protein binding; chitin synthase activity. Bases 196 to 4662 code for a protein of 1488 amino acids. Gene Ontology annotation, cellular component: cell periphery; cell septum. The transcript is spliced from 22 exons. Lineage: Eukaryota; Metazoa; Mollusca; Gastropoda; Neomphalida; Peltospiridae.
UUUAUAACACGUACUCGUGAUCUAACCGUCCAAAAGAUACGUGAUACGAUCCGCAUUUUAGAUCUUGUCAAGAGCUCCACUUUCGGGAUAAAGAAAAUGGCUUCGCCAGGUUUGACAAACAGUGCGAAGUGGUAGCAAUGGAGUCGAUGACUGCCCUGUGACUCUGGCUGUAUUUGUAACGGGGCCAUAUUUAGUAUGCCUGGUCAACGCAGCGACUCUACCAGAUCUGCAAACAACACAAUGGGCUCCAUUCCACAGCUUCCGUCUAUAGAAGAGGCCAUCAUGUCUACUUCAGUGGCAUCCACUUCCAACGUCAGCGCCACCUCGUCGCGAAGGGGCAAAACUCUUACGAUAUCAAGGAAAGAAACAAUUGAAUCAAAACGCGCUAAGAAAUGGAAUGCCAACGACAGUACCUCGCGCAUCGCUCCGAUGGUGAAGUGGUUCGUAGCUCUUACUCUUGGAUUGAGUUUUCUGGCCUGUCUUGGCGCAAGCAAAUUCUCCCUGAUACGACUGACACAGAGUCUAAGAGAUGCUUGCAAAGAUCAUAACAAUGUCCAGAUGAGGACAAGGGCGACCAGACGGUUUCUCAUGUUGGUGAUGACGAUGGUGAUCCCAGCGACUCUGAAUUUCUUAAGAGCUGUUUGGAUUGGUGGAUCCAGAAGAGAUUUGCCUUGGCCGAAGAAACGUGCAAUCGUAUUGACCGUGGUAUCGGCAGUGAUGGAAUCUGCCGGUCUGUGUCUCUUUGUUUGCAAGAUCCUGAUUUAUUACAAGGAGGUAUCCAGUAUUUUGAUGACGAGCAUGGUACUUGUCAUUCCAUUCGCCGACAACGCCCGAAGAUUCUUGAGAAAUCGACGGGACCCCAACGUCAUGUCCAAGCCUCGGAUGACAGUCGUCUCCCUUGGGCUGCUGUUGCAGGUCGCUGGGCUGUGCAUCAUGGCGUACUUCGCUUACCAGCAUAUUGAUGACGUCGUUCAGAUCUGGCACCUUCCCAUUGCAGUUGGUUGUCUGUCCUUUGCUUGGUGUCCAAGUAUUCAAAAGGACAUGAUGCAGUCUAGCGUUGAGGAGGAGAGAGAUGAUGAUGAAGAUGAUGAUGAUGAAGAUGGUCCACGUAACCUAGCCCACACGACCAGUACCCAGCAAAGUUCCAUAUAUGGAAGUGCCAGUGCCAACUCCAGUGGCGUGGCCAAGGUGACGAAGCCCAAGAAGAUUUUUCACAAGAAAUCCACGUGGAAGACUAGCAUCAUCUCUCACGCUGUGAAGAUUCCGUGCAUUUUCGUCUUCAGUUUCGUCCUCUUCUACUUCGACGAUUCCAUAUACGGCGGCAUCGGACUCACGGAACAAGCCCAUUCCGAGUUCGUAGAUGCAUGGGACGACUGGUUUACUAAACGCGAGUUUACCGAUUUUCUAAUCAACGUUCUGACGUCCAUUGCGGGUUAUUUCCUGGCGUUUCUUGCCUGCCACGGCUCCAUGCAGAAGCUGGGCUUCGCCGUGCCUCUCUUCCUGUCCUUCCCAGCCUACGUGACGGUGUUGUUCAUCUCAAGCUCUUGUGGGUUCGUUCUGAAGGGAAUUCAAGAUGUCUGCCAAGACGAUUUUCAACCUCUGUGGUUGGGGAUUGUCGGAUGCGUAGUCGUGAUGCUGGGGUUGAUAUUGUCCACAUCCUGGUUCGUGUUCCGAACUGACCGGGUUAUCCUUCAGAAUGAAACUCGGAUAUUUUGGUUGCCCAGUUUUAAUGGCGUCUUCCUGGAUCAGUGGCUGUUGCUGAAUCGUCAGUGUUACCUACCAGACAAAGAGCCGGACGAACCGAUGGUCAAGUUUAAACUUGGCCGCGUCUACAUCUGCACCACCAUGUACAGAGAGACCACUUACGAAAUGCGCCAGCUCCUGAAGUCUAUCAGUAGAGUGAACUAUGCCAGGGAAGAUGGCGGCCGGUUUUUCGAGUCUCACGUGAUCUUUGACGGAGGAGUUAGGAAAAGAGAACUCUCGUCGUUCGCGCUACAACUUAUCUCCCUUUUAGAGCCAACGCUAGGUAUUAACCCCGACACGUGUACUAAACUAAUCACACCAUACGGCAUGCGACUGAGCUGGAAUUUGCCUGUUCCACGGCGAUGUAAUCCCAUGACCUUCAACAUCCAUCUGAAAGACAACCAUAAAGUUAAGAACAAGAAACGCUGGAGCCAGGUGAUGUACAUGUCCUACGUUCUGGAUUUCCUUACAGACGAUGCGAAGGAUGAGGAGUGUUUCGUUCUGACCACGGAUGCUGACGUCAAGUUCACACCGGAGUCUGUGGAGGCCCUGCUGGAUCUGAUGACACGUGACUCGACAGUGGGGGCGGUGUGCGCGCGUACCCACCCAGUGGGAAGUGGCCCGUUAGUGUGGUACCAAGUGUUUGAAUACGCAAUUGGUCACUGGUUUCAAAAGGCUGCCGAACAUGUUCUGGGGUCUGUGUUGUGUGCACCGGGUUGUUUCAGCGUCUAUCGGUGCCGAGCCAUCAAGGAUAUCCUGUGCACGUACGCAACCGGUGUAGAACACGCGUUUGACUUCCUUAUCAAGGAUAUGGGAGAGGAUCGCUGGCUGUGCACGCUCAUGGUACAAAGUGGUUGGCGCAUUGAAUACUGUGCGGCGUCAGAGAACAGCACAAACUGUCCUCAGGAGUUUGAAGAGUUCUACAAACAGCGUAGGCGCUGGAUCGCGUCAACGAUAGCGAAUCUGAUGUUGAUCGUCCAGAAGUGGAGAGUUAUCACCCGUGUCAACCAGCGUGUCUCUGUCCUCUUCAUCAUCUACCAGGGGUCACUGCUGUUCUCCACGAUGAUCUCGCCCAGCACCGUCAUCCUCAUUGUAGCUGGAGGCCUGUCGUUUGCCUGGGAUAUUCAUCCAGUGACAUCCAUUGUUCUUCAGAUUCUAAUCUCUGUCAUAUUUGUCCUCGUGUGUCUGUACGCAUCCGACAAGAUACAAAUACUGACUGCUCAGUUCCUAACGUUCUUGUACGCUAUAGUGAUGAGUGCCGUUGCCGUGGGAACAGCUGAACAGAUAGUGACUGAUAUCUCCUCCGACGAUAAAGAUAUUUCUUUCGAAUUGGGCAUUUCGGCCACAACGUUCUACUUCAUCUGUCUAGCGGGUAUGUUCAUCCUGGCGGCGCUGCUUCAUCCGCGCGAGUUCCUGUGUCUGUUCCACGCGCUCUGGUACUUACUCUGCCUGCCCUCCGGCUACCUGGUCCUCAACCUGUACAGUAUCUGCAACAUCACUGACAGGAGCUGGGGAACAAGGGAAGAGAAAAUCGAAUCUUCUAUAACAAAGGAACCGUGGGAAACAAAAGUGAAAUUCUGGUUCAAGAAGAUAUUUUUUUGCUGCUUCACCAAAGAAAACAAAGAGACGACGCAAACAUUUGACGUAGAAGUGCAAACGCCGGCAGCCACUACGUCCACAUCUUGGCGCCCAGCCAAAGAACACAGAACUUCGACAAGCGGUGACCACCAUGAUCAAUAUAUGUCUGUAGAUUCCUCCUCACAGUCGGAGCACCCUAGCGACAAGACAGAUAUAGACUAUCACCAGCUUCCACCUGGCGAGUCGACAAGAGACAAUCAAGGUCGCAGCAGUGAAAGUGAAGACAACGGAAGUUCUGAAGCGGAAGAUGAUAUAGCGCUCCCGGUAUCAGUGGAGGACUGGUUACCAGUGGAGUUUAAGACAAAAUACGCGCAAUCGUUUCGACAGCAUGGCUUUGACAACACGAUGUUUAUUUCCGGGAUGAACGAGAAGGAACUGAAGGACAUCGGGAUUAAGACGAAGACCCACAAAAAGUUCAUUCUGGACCAGAUCGAACUCCUGCCAGCAUUUGAAAUCGAAUAUCACGUCCCAGGGAGUAUCAAGGAAUGGCUGGACACGAUUGGCCUGACUAUGUAUCAGGACUCCUUUAAGAGAUGUCAUAUUCGCAGACCUAAGGAUCUGAGUAUUCUAAAAACAUUCGGAAGAAAGGAAGUGGAAAAGGAACUCAAAAUAACGAAAGCUGGCCACAUCAAACGACUGAUGUAUGCUAUUAGAAAACUUCGAAAUCCGACUGAAGCUGAGAAAAGCGCCAUUGAUAUGAAAGGCAAGAUAGAUGCCUCCCCUACCCACUUCCUGAAGGAAUCUAAUGUUGGGGAGUACGAUUUCUGGGAGACGUUACGACAUGAGUGUCUCAAACCCGGCACGAAGGCAUUCGGGAUAGAAGAGGAGUUGAAAGUUAAACUGUGCGGUCUGAGAAACUCCUGGCUUCUCAUUUUUGCUGUCUGCAACACUCUGUGGCUCAUUCUUAUCACCACUCUUGCUUCGAAAGGAAACCUGACCAUUCUCGGGGCCAACCCUAUAGGGUUGAGUUUCAUUUUCAUCUUCGGGACCAUUUUCCUGAUACAGUUCUUGGCCAUGUGGAUCCACCGGUUCAACACGGCUGUUCACUUCAUAGCUCGAGCACCCUACAGAUGUGGCGCUCCACUAAAAAACGCGUGGUCCUUCAAGGACAAAAACUUAGAAAGGAGCACGAUGGAUCCGGACGAAUGGAAUGGCUUUCAGGCACUGCAAACGGAAAACAAGCGGAUUCAAGAGCGGCUGCGACGGCCCCAUCACCAGAGACAGCCAGUGGUGGAUUCCGUGACCAGCAUUGAAACUUCACCUCUCUUAUCUGAAGCUUAGAUUUGUGGAAUCAGUUUUGCAUGUCCUUUAAGCCACUACUUCCGUUAGUAGAUCUAAUCUAAAAAGUUGAAAUAACCGAAGAUAUUUCAUACAGGCUAAUAUCUAGCACUUAAGGCUUAAACGUACUUUGUUCUGCGAGUCAAUAAUCAUUUACAAUUAAAAUUUCCUCCCGCACUCCAACUAAGACAACAACAACAACAAAAAACACACAAAAAAACACAGAUUUUUAUCGUACAUGAAAAGAUUAUAAAUAUUUGCAGCUGAUAUACUAUCAUUUCAUUUCAACUUAUUUUCGUGCUUAUAUCCAAUUAAGGUCCAAGCACGCUGUCCUGGGCACAAACCUCAGCUAUCUGUCUGUCCAGGAAAGUGGGUUAGUUGUUAAUGAGAAAGAAGAGGGUAUAGUGGCCAUACAACUACCCAUUGAGCCCUUAAGAACUCGCUCUUGGUUGGAGCUGGUACCGGACUCCGUUGUCUAAUGGCUUAACCACGACGCCACCGAGGCCGUUUGAUGUACUAUCAAAUCUUGUUGAAUACUUACUCACGGUCCAAGAUCAAAACGCUUAGGCGAGCGGAAAAUCACCCCCAUCUACCUGCUAAGGCGAGUGAAAGCCAAGCGUUGUUAAUUUGUUAAGUGACAGGUUCCAAAUAUUAAUCAAACAUCAGUUUAUUUUUCUUCUAAUUUUAUGUUCAGUUUACUUCACUAGUGUAGUCCUGACUUAUGCCCCCUUCCAGGAAUGGAGUUAUUCAAACAUGUCAUGGGCAAUGCUGUGGAAAUAUAACUAUGAAAGUAGCCCACGUUUUGACAUGUCUUGAUACAGACAGCUUGAUUUUUAAUUACAAUAUGUACUAUUCUGAUAAUUUGACCCACACAAUUAUAGAUGCCUUUCUAAUGUCAGUUUGAUGAAUCCAAGUACACAUUUGUAUGAAUCAAUUUGUUUUGAAUGACAUUAUUACAACGAACAUGAUUAGGAUAGUUUGGUCCUCACACAUACCACAUGCUUUGGUAGAGGAGAGAGAGAGAGAGAGAGAGAGAGAGAGAGAGAGAGAGAGAGAGAGAGAGAGAGAGAGAGAGAGAGAGAGAGAGAGAGAGAGA